Eriocheir sinensis (Chinese mitten crab) is the source of this 1399-nucleotide messenger RNA. RefSeq lists its product as uncharacterized. The record is from RefSeq and is a predicted model, not a curated record. The coding region runs from base 177 to 932 and encodes 251 amino acids. NCBI's taxonomy places the organism in Eukaryota, Metazoa, Arthropoda, Malacostraca, Decapoda, Varunidae. The transcript has a single exon.
AUUCAAGGGUCAAGCCAGAGAAGCCGUUGCUGCCGCCGCUGGUGCCUGUGUUGCUGCCACACUCCUGCCGGGCCCACACGUCACCGCUGUCCUUCAGGCCCUCACAGCUCGCCACCGCAAUCUACCUCACAGUUCAGUGAGAGGCUCCAUCGAAGAAGUCACUUACUACCUUGGUCAUGCAGCCGCUGGCAACAGUGCUGUGGACGUGCUUGGUGAGCGGGCUGUGGUGGGUCGUCGCCGCCGCCACCACUGAGGGCGUGGAGGACGCCGCGCUGUGGAGGGGCGUCUCUGUGGAGUCGUCGUGGCUCAAAACAACAGUCACCCAAAAGCAGCGGAACCUGAGCCUCAUCCCCUGCGGCGCGGUGUGCAUGAGGCAAGACUGGUGCAGUCUGUGGUGCCACGAGGCGCCCCGCGGGUGCCUGCUCACCUCCCUCACCGCCUCACCCUCCUACACACCCGCACAGCCGGACGGCGCCCUCUCCUGCUACACCAGCCAGCCACCGGACCUCGCCGUGGGCGCCGCCAUCACCUCCUCGCCUCAGCAUCAUGUAGACAAGAAGCAAAAGGAGAACUUAGUGGACGGCAUCUACGGCGGCGACAUUGAGGACUGUGCAAUUGUGGUCACAGGCGGCGGGGCGUUCGCCUGGUUUCUGCUGGACCUGGGGGCCGCCUACCCCGUCUCGGAGGUGCUGCUGGUGGCUCAGCCCAACACCAAUGUCGUCCACUACUUCAGGGACAUCGAGGUGAGGGUCGGCAGCGUGCAGAUGUCAGGGGACUUCACGACGUACCAGCUGCUGGGGACCUUCACGGGCAUCGCGGACCCGGAGCAGACCAUCGUACUGCGCCCCGCCGCGCCCAUCACAGGCCGCUACGUCUCCAUACAGCGGACCACGGACAACUAUCUUCAGAUCGCCCACCUCGAAAUACGCUGAGUCACGACAGCGGAGACGUUUAGGCCCCCAAUAAGUCGAGACACAACGUGGUGGAAGUGUUGUGAAGGCAUCCUGCUGUAAGUGUCUGCAGUGCACAGGCGGCGAUAACUUGAAUCACUGAAAAGACACAAUAGCGAGUAUAUGCCUCAUCCCCUUCACCACGGCCACUGACGAACAAACAAUAAAUCACUUCAGUAAGUUAUCAUCCGUCUGUACCAUUCUACGCACGCCAUGAAACCGCCGAGAGUACGUAGAGGCAACUUCCAUUAUUCACUUCAGUCACCGGUCUGUAUCAUUUGAACCCGACAACUAGUUAAUAUAUUCCAUUAUUCACUUCAGUCACCGGUCUGUAUCAUUUGAACCCGACAACUAGUUAUUAUAGAUCACUUCGAUCAUCCUUUAGGAGUUCCUUUUUAUGAAGUGAACCUUUCUUGUGUACCCUGAAGCUGUGAAUUAAACAUAUGAAU